This is a messenger RNA of Kazachstania africana CBS 2517, 1926 nucleotides long. RefSeq names its product 1-phosphatidylinositol-4-phosphate 5-kinase (gene MSS4). The record is from RefSeq and is a predicted model, not a curated record. Gene Ontology annotation, biological process: phosphatidylinositol metabolic process. The transcript has a single exon. The coding region runs from base 1 to 1926 and encodes 641 amino acids. Lineage: Eukaryota; Fungi; Ascomycota; Saccharomycetes; Saccharomycetales; Saccharomycetaceae. Gene Ontology annotation, molecular function: phosphatidylinositol kinase activity.
AUGCGUUCGUCACUUUUGCUCAUCUCGAAUACUGCUGCUGAGGGUAGUAAUAAUAAUAAUAGUAUUAAUAUUGAUACUAAUCGGGCCGUUAAAAAGGAUAUCAGUAGUAAACACAACCACUCUUCAAGUUAUCAUUCUUCAACUACUUCUGAUUUAAAUAAUUUAUUGGAUAAUUUGUCGGUGCAGACUUCCAUUUAUGAUAUGAAGAACAAUGAUGCUUCUUUAACAAAUAAUAACGGUGCUAGUAAUGCACAAAAGUCUAUUACGGCUUUAAAUGAAAACACAAUAACUGGGAAAGAUUUACAACAGCCAUAUCAAUUUCUUUUAAACGCAGCAAAUGUUAUAGAUAAUGCGCAAAAUGAUACUCAAAGCGUGUGGGGAAAUGAUUCAUUGAUACGUACGGACUCACAUAUUCUUAAUGAGAGUAAUGCCAAUGAUGAAAUAAUAUUAAACACACGUAUCUCUUCUCACAAAAGUAACGUUAUAAAAAAGCCACCAAGAAGAAGGAGAACGCAGGAUUCGAUUAGAACCACUGCUAUACCGUUUCAAUCAUCGAAGCAUUCUCAAAUAGUACCUUUCAAGCAAGGUGCUAAUAAGAAAGGAUCUAUCAAAUCAUCAGCAAGCGCACAACGUGAGAUCGACAGGAUGAAGAAAAAUUUACUAUCGAAGAGAGAUAUUAAAAGAAAGCAUAAGAAAUUUUUAAUGGACGAUGAUAAUGUCAUUAUCGGUAACAAGAUCACCGAAGGUCAUGUAAAUUUUAUCAUUGCUUACAAUAUGUUAACAGGAAUAAGAGUUGCCGUCUCACGCUGUUCCGGUUUAAUGAAACCAUUGACUUUAAAAGAUUUCAAGUUUUAUAAGAAACUAGCAUUCGAUUAUCAUGGUAAUGAAUUAACUCCUUCUUCUCAGUAUGCCUUUAAGUUCAAAGACUAUUGUCCUGAGGUGUUUAGAGAAUUGAGAGGAAUGUUUGGUUUGGAUCCAGCUGAUUAUUUGGUUUCAUUAACAUCAAAAUAUAUACUGAGUGAAUUAAACUCACCAGGUAAAUCAGGCUCCUUCUUUUAUUAUUCAAGGGAUUUCAAAUUCAUUAUCAAGACAAUUCACCAUUCUGAACAUAUUAGGCUGCGAAAAACAUUGCAGGAUUAUUAUAAUCAUGUAAAAACAAAUCCGGAUACUUUAAUUUGUCAGUUUUAUGGUCUACAUAGGAUAAAAAUGCCAAUCUCUUUCAAAAAUAAAAUUAAGCACCGAAAAAUUUACUUCAUUGUUAUGAAUAACUUAUUUCCUCCACAUCUUGACAUGCACAUCACUUUCGAUUUAAAAGGUUCUACACUAGACCGCUAUACCAAAAUAAAUGAGAAAGAAUCAAAAGGUAAUGACUCAAACUACAGACCAAUUUUAAAGGAUCUUAACUGGCUUGAAUUGAAGGAAAAAAUCAAAUUUGGGCCUAUAAAGAAGGAAAAAUUUUUACUCCAACUACGAAAGGAUUUAGAGCUACUGUCAAAGUUGAAUAUAAUGGAUUAUUCACUACUAUUUGGCAUUCACGAUAUGAAUAAAUACAAGCAAGAAAACGACGAUGAAUAUGAUGAAAAUAACUUGAUUGCAUUUUAUGACGAUGAUAAUGUCAUUGUCCAGAAUGAGCAUGAUAAAACUGAGGCGCAUUUACAAACAAUUCCUCUAAAACCACAUUAUUUUAAACAAUUCGAAGGGGGUAUAAGAGCCUCCAAUAAAAAUAAUGACAAUGAGAAUUUGAUAUAUUAUUUCGGAAUAAUCGAUUGUUUGACACAUUAUUCGAUUAUCAAAAAACUUGAAACUUUCUGGAAAAGUUUAAACAAUGAUAUCAACAUAGUAAGUGCAGUGCCACCAAAAGAUUAUUCAAGAAGACUUUAUAGGUUUAUCGAAAAUUCAAUAGACACCCAAGAUAUAGAGAAAUAA